AUGGAAACUGGGGCUGUAAAUUAUGAAGAUAGUGGUAUUAUUGUAAGCAACAAUAAUACCACAAACCAGAACUCAACUAGUGUUAGGGAUAUACGAUUUCAAAUGUCUUUGCAGAAGCAUGUUUCUUUUGUGGAAUGUUUACGAAUUCAAUUGGAUUGUCCAUUUGGAAUAAGAAUACAGUUAAAGAAGAGAGCAGUGUCACAAUGCCGAAAAGUCAAAAAAUGGUUUAAAAAGCUGCGAAAAAACAUUCAUUGCAAGAACGAUAUUAACUCACCUAUUCCAAAUUGGUACCAUAAUGUUUUCGGUAAUGAUGCAGCCGAACAACCCUAUGUGGAUGAUUUACAAAGAAAUUUGUUUGCGGCAGAAGAUUUAUCCAACGAAUCUAUUCUGACACUAGGAAGUUCUAAUACAGUGGUACAUUCUCCUAAAUGUGCUCCAUUGUUUAUUCCUGUAUCGGGGAUGUUGAAUAGAGAGGUUUAA
Messenger RNA from Kluyveromyces lactis, 480 nucleotides. RefSeq lists its product as uncharacterized. The coding region runs from base 1 to 480 and encodes 159 amino acids. Lineage: Eukaryota; Fungi; Ascomycota; Saccharomycetes; Saccharomycetales; Saccharomycetaceae. The transcript has a single exon. The record is from RefSeq and is a predicted model, not a curated record.